Molecule: messenger RNA, 1794 nt
Organism: Fusarium graminearum PH-1
Lineage: Eukaryota; Fungi; Ascomycota; Sordariomycetes; Hypocreales; Nectriaceae
Exons: 6
Coding region: 1-1794 (597 amino acids)
Biological process (GO): DNA-templated transcription; regulation of DNA-templated transcription
Molecular function (GO): DNA binding; zinc ion binding; DNA-binding transcription factor activity, RNA polymerase II-specific
Source: RefSeq, a predicted model, not a curated record
AUGAGAUCGCAAGCAUGUGAGCCGUGUGCGAAGCGCAAAGUGAAAUGCGACAGGGCAGAACCUCCCUGCUCCAAUUGCAAGCGACGCAAAAAUGACACUUGCAUUUAUCCUGAGCUUUCCCCCUUUGAGAGGAUCAAAAAGCUUGAGGAUAUCGUCAGAUCCUUGGGUGGUGAUCCUGCGUCGGAAAAUGCUGAAAGUCCGUUGGAGAAUCGUCAAAGGCCGAAAGGUUCUGUCUCCACUGAUUCAAGUCAUGUUCAGACGCCAGUGAUGGUGCAGCAAGAGGGGAAGGCAGUUUAUCAUGAGUCAGAAGGAUGGCAGACCUGGAUUGAUGUGAACAAAUUAUACCAAGGCACAAAGGCGCCUUUCAAUCCCGCUGACCCUCGAGGAUCAGCCUUAUCGCCAGCUAAAUUCCUUCCGCAUGCCUUCAAUGGUUCGCCGUGGCGGGAUAAUAGCCUUAUCUCAGAGUCACUUUCUUUGCAAAUGCCAACUCUGGAAGGUGUCAAGCUCUGGGAUGUUUUCAUGGAACGUGUGGAGCCUGUGGUAAAGAUCAACUUCAAAUGGACUCUUUCCCAUCUAAAAGCUGCGAUAUCCGACGGAGAUAAAUGGGACCGUCUUGAAGAUGGUGAAAGGGCUCUAAUUUUGUCUACAAGGCUGUUCGCGGCAGUCAAGGGCUAUCCUCACAGCUUGGCAACGAUAAAAGCCUUUUGCUUCUACAUAAAAGCCAACAUCGACGCUCUAACAUCUCGUAGUCUAUGGACAUUGAUGGGCCUCGUAUCACGUUCCGCAGAGCAACUCGGCAUCCAUCGAGACGGCACAGUCCUCGGUCUCUCACCCAUCGAAACAGAAGAGCGACGAAGAAUCUGGUGGCAGCUCCAACAUCUCGAUCUUAUCCUAUCUCUCAAAAAUGGCGUCACACCUUUAUCAUUCGGAACAGCAUGGGAUGUUAAACUUCCUCUCAACAUUGAAGACGAAGAUCUGGACCCAAACGCAAAAGACCCACCCAAACAACGAACAGGCCUUACAGGGUUUGCUUACACCUGCUUUACCUACUAUUUGUUAGAGGCACAGCGUGGUUUUCGCAUCACGCAGGCUAGACAGGCAACAGCGGGCGAGGGGUCCUUGCUGGGUUGUUUGGCCGAUUCAAUGAUUGAUGGGCUGGAAAAGGGGCUCAAUGAAAACUUUCUACAGUACUGCGAUCCGAUAAACCCCCUGCAUACACUCCUGCAGAUCUCUGCGCGGGCUGUGGUCAAUAUUCUGCGGCUGCGAAAGUAUCACGAAGCAAAGAUGCGGUCGAAUAGCGCAGACGAUAAAUGUCACAGUGAGCAUUUCAACUUGUGUGUUCAGGCAAUGAGAUACCAGGCUGUGUCUUAUGCGAAUCCUCUUUUGCAAAAGUUUCGCUGGCUGGCUGAGACUUCAUUUGUGUGGUAUGCUCACGUCACAAUAAUCCAAUCAGCCUGGUCACUACUUGAAGACCUGUAUACCUCUGCACAUCAUUUGACGGACAUGUCAGAAGACAGACGAGUUUCGCACGCUGCCAAGUCUGUUAUCGCAACGUGGAAUGAGUGUCGACAAAAACCUGGGUUGGAGUACAUGGAGAAACCGAAGUUUGUGUCAGAUUUGGAGGAGCUUUUGGCACAAGACGAAAGGAAUAUAGCUGGUGACGCAGGUAGAAAGGAGAAUCAGAUGGAUACGGUGAUGGACUUUGGGCAAGGAAGGACUGGAGACGAUGACUUGCAACCGUUUGGGUUUGAGUUUGCGGAUAUUGAUUGGGCUUUCUGGGAUAGUAUUAGUUAG